Messenger RNA from Suillus bovinus, 762 nucleotides. RefSeq lists its product as uncharacterized. The record is from RefSeq and is a predicted model, not a curated record. NCBI's taxonomy places the organism in Eukaryota, Fungi, Basidiomycota, Agaricomycetes, Boletales, Suillaceae. The annotation marks the transcript as partial. The transcript has 2 exons.
GUUCACUCUCUAUCCAUCUCAUAUUGCCAGUGCCCCGGUGCUCUCUCCUGGGAUAUGCAGCUCUUUCAAGCAGGCUUGUUUCCGGCAUCAUUCACCAGACCAAAAACUGCAUUCACAUUCUCUGUCUUGGACGACUUUCUGCUAGACAACCUCGAAUGUGGUACAUCAGCCAUGAAUUACUACAGUAAGAUCCGGAGGCUGACCUUAAGCAUAUUUUCAUUGAUGGUUCUGGUCAGUUUUCAUUCUCUGUACUCAGAUCGCUACAGAGAACUUAUGAGAACUGCCAGGAAGUGGCGCCAAUGCAAGCUUUACAAGUGGCAUGGGUUUGCUCACAAAGAUGGUGAGCCAAAGGCCAGUGAUCUUGCCCUAUUUUGCCCUGCAUGUCCACAACCAGGGAUAAACUUGGACCUGUUGACCGGUACAUCCACCCGGCCGGACAACACACCUUCAUGGCUCUUCACCAGGACUUUAGUCAUGGAUGGUAAUUUCAAAGCCGAGCACCUCCAUCCAGUGAAUCCAUCUGAUGAAGUAUCAUUGAUGGAUGGUCUUGCAUUCAUGGUUGGAGAUGAAAGAUACAAGAGUCAUUUAUGUAUUGCCCAAGACCGUGUCCAAAGGUCAGAUUGCAACAAUCACCAUGCAGUCAAUCAAGCAAACACCUCCCGGCAAAAGCUGGAGGCCACUGGUAUAGGAGGAUGUGCAUGUGCACGGCACAGAUGUUUUGUCCCACAUUCCAUGGUGGAUUUUCAGAAGGGUGAAAGGUGA